Messenger RNA from Coregonus sp. 'balchen', 17765 nucleotides. NCBI's taxonomy places the organism in Eukaryota, Metazoa, Chordata, Actinopteri, Salmoniformes, Salmonidae. The record is from the annotation of a GenBank genome assembly.
AUGUCUCAGAAGAUCAAGGCAGGGUCGGUGGUGGAGAUGCAGGGGGAUGAGAUGACCAGAGUCAUCUGGGAGCUCAUUAAAGAAAAGCUCAUCUUCCCCUACCUGGAGAUGGACCUGCACAGGUGAGUUACACAUGCUGAUACACCUGGUACUGUAUUCAUUAGUGAACACUGUAGCAAAGCGUUUUGCAAUGAAAAUGAGCGCUUCUUAUUGGACAAAUUCAGGUAGCCCCUCCCGGUUUUGGCACAUUACCCCCCCCACGUUUGCUUUCUAGUGACUAUGACCCAGCUGACACACACACCUGGGACAGUGGGGUGCAAUUUUUAUAGAAAACACAACAGAUACAACUAGAAUGUAUAGAGCUCAGUCGGAUUUGUUCUGAAUCUACGUGAUAGGCAAGCAUGUGUUUUUCUAUACAGUAUAUGUCUAUCUGAAGGUUCUGUAACAAUGCACCAAUGGGAGGGGAGGUAGGGGGUUGUUAAUGGGGGGUCGGGGUAGAAGACUUGUCACACCAGAUGAGCUUGUCAACACCUGCUUCAGCUCCUCUGUGAUUCAGGUUUUACCUGAUUGUCAAUACUCUCUGUAAUGCCCAGAGUUUUUCCUGGUCAGGUCAGGUCCCUAUAGGUUUCAGGAGUACACACAUGUGAUGUGGAAAUGCUAAUAGUAGCUGUGCACUUCGCUAACCCUUGACACUAGCACAAUAUCUGGGUGUAAUUGUAGUAACAUACAGGAACUCAAGUCCUUUUGUUCACCCGACCUAGAAUACCUCACAAUCAAAUGCAGACCGUAUUAUCUCCCAAGAGAAUUUUCCUCAGUUAUAGCCAUGGCUGUUUAUAUCCCCCCUCAAGCCGAUACCACGACGGCCCUCAAAGAACUUCACUGGACAUCAUGCAAACUGGAAACCACAUAUCCUGGGGCUGCAUUUAUUGUAGUUGGGGGUUUUAACAAAGCAAAUUUUGAGGACUAAGCUGCCGAGGUUCUAUCAACAUGUCGACUGUAGUACUCGCGCUGCUAAAACACUGGACCACUGUUAUUCAAACUUCCGCGAUGCUUACAAGGCCCUCCCCCGCCCUCCUUUCGGCAAAUCUGACGACAACUCAAUUUUACUUCUCCCUUCCUAUAGGCAGAAACUCAAACAGGAAGUACCCGUGCUAAGGACUAUUAAACACUGGUCUGACCAAUCGGAAUCCACGCUUCAGGAUUGUUUUGAUCUCGCGGACUGGGAUAAAAAAUAAUUUAGACGAAUACACCGAUACGGUAACUGAGUAUAUCAGGAAGUGUAUAGGAGAUGUCGUACCCACUGUGACUAUUAAAACCUACCCUAACCAGAAACCGUGGAUACAUGGCAGCAUUCGCGCAAAACUGAAAGAGCGAACCACCGCAUUUAACCAUGGCAAGGUGACUAGGAAUAUGGCAGAAUGCAAACAGUGUAGUUAUUCACUCCGCAAGACUAUCAAACAAGCAAAACGUCAGUAUAGAGACAAAGUGGAUUCGCAAUUCAACGGCUCUUACACGAGACGUAUGUGGCAGGGUCUACAGACAAUCACGGACUACAAAAGGAAAACCAGCCACGUCGCCGAGACCGACGUCUUGCUUCCGGACAAGCUAAACACCUUCUUCGCCCACUUUGAGGAUAACACAGUGCCACCAACUAGGCCCACUACCAAGGACUGUGGGCUCUCCUCCUCAGUGGCCGACGUGAGUAAAACAUUUAAACGUGUUAACCCUCGCAAGGCUGCCGGCCCAAACGGCAUCCCUAGCCGCGUCCUCAGAGCAUGCGCAGACCAGCUGGCUGGUGUGUUUACGGACAUGUUCAAUCUCUCCCUAUCCCAGUCUGCUGUCCCCACAUGCUUCAAGAUGGCCACCAUUGUUCCUGUACCCAAGAAAGCAAAGGUAACUGAACUAAACGACUAUCGCCCAGUAGCACUCACCUCUGUCAUCAUGAAGUGCUUUGAGACUAGUCAAGGAUGACAUCACCUCUACCUUACCUGCCACCCUAGACCCACUUCAAUUUGCUUACCGCCCCAAUAGAUCCACAGACGAUGCAAUCGCCAUCACUCUGCACACUGCCCUAUCCCAUCUGGACAAGAGGAAAUCCUAUUUAAGAAUGCUGUUCAUUGACUAUAGCUCAGCAUUCAACACCAUAGUACCCUCCAAGCUCAUCAUUAAGCUCGAGGCCCUGGGUCUGAACCCCGCCCUGUGCAACUGGGUCCUAGAUUUCCUGACGGGCCGCUCCCAGGUGGUGAAGGUAGGAAACAACUCCUCCACUUCGCUGAUCCUCAACACUGGGGCCCCACAAGGGUGCGUGUUUAGCCCACUCCAGUACUCCCUGUUCACCAUGACUGCACGCCUCCAACUCAAUCAUCAAGUUUGCAGACGACACAACAGUAGUAGGCUUGAUUACCAACAAUGACGAGACAGCCUACAGGGAGGAGGUGAGGGCUCUGAGAGUGUGGUGCCAGGAAAAUAGCCUCUCACUCAACGUCAACAAAACAAAGGAGAUGAUCGUGGACUUCAGGAAACAGCUGAGGGUCCACCACCCCCCUAUCCACAUCGACGGGACCGCAGUGGAGAAGGUGGAAAGCUUCAGGUUCCUUGGCGUACACAUCACUGACAAACUGAAAUGGACCACCCACACAGACAGCGUGGUGAAGAAGGCGCAACAGAGCCUCUUCAAUCUCAGGAGGCUAAAGAAAUUUGGCUUGGCACCAAAAACCCUCACAAACUUUUACAGAUGCACAAUUGAGAGCAUCCUGUCGGGCUGUAUCACCGCCUGGUACGGCAACUGCACCGCCCGCAACCGCAAGGCUCUCCAGAGUGUGGUACGGUCUGCCCAACGCAUUGCAAAAAUCUCUGAAGCUGGAGACACUUAUCUCCCUCACUAACUUUAAGCAUCAGUUGUCAGAGCACCUUACCGAUCACUGCACCUGUACACAGCCCAUCUGAAAUUAGCCCGCCCAACUACCUCAUCCCUAUAUUGUUAUUUAUUUUGCUCAUUUGUACCCCAGUAUCUCUAUUUGCACAUCAUCUCUUGCACAUCUAUCAUUCCAGUGUUAAUACUAAUUGUAAUUAUGUUGCACUAUAGCCUAUUUAUUGCCUUACCUCCAUAACUUGCUACAUUUGCACACACUGUAUAUAUAUUUAUUUCUGUUGUAUUUUUGACUUUGUUUUGUUUUACCCCAUAUGUAACUCUGUGUUGUUGUUUUUAUCGCACUGCUUUGCUUUAUCUUGGCCAGGUCGCAGUUGUAAAUGAGAACUUGUUCUCAACUGGUUUACCUGGUUAAAUAAAGGUGAAAUAAAAAAAAUUACAGGGGGCAAACUACCCGCCCUACAGCACCCGAUGUCACAGGAAGGCCAUCAAGGACAUCAACCACCCGAGCCACUGCCUGGUCACCCCGCUAUUAUCCAGAAGGAGAGGUCAAUACAGGUGCAUCAAAGCUGGGAACGAGAGGCUGAAAAACAGCUUCAAUCUCAAGGCCAUCAGACUGUUAAACAGCCAUCACUAGCACAUUAGAGGCUGCUGCCUAUAGACAUAAACUAGAAAUCACUGGCCACUUUAAGAAAUGGAACACUAGCCACUUAGUGUUUAUAUAUCUUGCAUUACAUCUCCCGAGUGGCGCAGUGGUCUAAGGCACUGCAUCGCAGUGCUAGCUGUGCCACUAGAGAUCCUGGUUUGAAUCCAGGCUCUGUAGUAGCUGGCCGUGACCGGGAGACCCAUGGGGCGGCGCACAAUUGGCCCAGCGUCGUCCAGGGUAGGGGAGGGAAUGGCCGGCAGGGAUGUAGCUCAGUUGGUAGAGCAUGGCGUUUGCAACACCAGGGUUGUGGGUUCGAUUCCCACGGGGGGCCAGUAUGAAAAUAAUAAUAAUGUAUGCACCCACUAGCACCCACUAACUGUAAGUCGCUCUGGAUAAGAGUGUCUGCUAAAUGACUAAAAUGUAAAUUACUCAUCUCAUAUGUACAGUGGGGAAAACAAGUAUUUAGUCAGCCACCAAUUGUGCAAGUUCUCCCACUUAAAAGAUGAGAGAGGCCUGUCAUUUUCAUCAUAGGUACACGUCAACUAUGACAGACAAAUUGAGAAGAAAAAAAUCCAGAAAAUCACAUUGUAGGAUUUUUAAUGAAUUUAUUUGCAAAUUAUGGUGGAAAAUAAGUAUUUGGUCACCUACAAACAAGCAAGAUUUCUGGCUCUCACAAACCUGUAACUUCUUCUUUAAGAGGCUCCUCUGUCCUCCACUCGUUACCUGUAUUAAUGGCACCUGUUUGAACUUGUUAUCAGUAUAAAAGACACCUGUCCACAACCUCAGUCACACUCCAAAUUCCACUAUGGCCAAGACCAAAGAGCUGUCAAAGGAAACCAGAAACAAAAUUGUAGACCUGCAUCAGGCUGGGAAGACUGAAUCUGCAAUAGGUAAGCAGCUUGGUUUGAAGAAAUCAACUGUGGGAGCAAUUAUUAGGAAAUGGAAGACAUACAAGACCACUGAUAAUCUCCCUCGAUCUGGGGCUCCACGCAAGAUCUCACCCCGUGGGGUCAAAAUGAUCACAAGAACAGUGAGCAAAAAUCCCAGAACCACACGGGGGGACCUAGUGAAUGACCUGCAGAGAGCUGGGACCAAAGUAACAAAGCCUACCAUCAGUAACACACUACGCCGCCAGGGACUCAAAUCCUGCAGUGCCAGACGUGUCCCCCUGCUUAAGCCAGUACAUGUCCAGGCCCGUCUGAAGUUUGCUAGAGUGCAUUUGGAUGAUCCAGAAGAGGAUUGGGAGAAUGUCAUAUGGUCAGAUGAAACCAAAAUAUAACUUUUUGGUAAAAACUCAACUCGUCGUGUUUGGAGGACAAAGAAUGCUGAGUUGCAUCCAAAGAACACCAUACCUACUGUGAAGCAUGGGGGUGGAAACAUCAUGCUUUGGGGCUGUUUUUCUGCAAAGGGACCAGGACGACUGAUCCGUGUAAAGGAAAGAAUGAAUGGGGCUAUGUAUCGUGAGAUUUUGAGUGAAAACCUCCUUCCAUCAGCAAGGGCAUUGAAGAUGAAACGUGGCUGGGUCUUUCAGCAUGACAAUGAUCCCAAACACACCGCCCGGGCAACGAAGGAGUGGCUUCGUAAGAAGCAUUUCAAGGUCCUGGAGUGGCCUAGCAAGUCUCCAGAUCUCAACCCCAUAGAAAAUCUUUGGAGGGAGUUGAAAGUCCGUGUUGCCCAGCGACAGCCCCAAAACAUCACUGCUCUAGAGGAGAUCUGCAUGGAGGAAUGGGCCAAAAUACCAGCAACAGUGUGUGAAAACCUUGUGAAGACUUACAGAAAACGUUUGACCUGUGUCAUUGCCAACAAAGGGUAUAUAACAAAGUAUUGAGAAACUUUUGUUAUUGACCAAAUACUUAUUUUCCACCAUAAUUUGCAAAUAAAUUCAUUAAAAAUCCUACAAUGUGAUUUUCUGGAUUCUUUUUCCUCAUUUUGUCUGUCAUAGUUGACGUGUACCUAUGAUGAAAAUUACAGGCCUCUCAUCUUUUUAAGUGGGAGAACUUGCACAAUUGGUGGCUGACUAAAUACUUUUUUCCCCCACUGUAUAUACAGUAUUCUAUACUAUUCUACUGUAUCAUAGUCCAUGCCGCUCUGACCGCUUGUCCAUAUAUGUAUAUAUUCUUAAUUUAUUCCUUACUUAGAUUUGUGUGUAUUGGGUAUAUGUUGUGAAAUUGUUAGAUAUUACUGCACUGUCGGAGCUAGAAGCACAAACAUUUCGCUACACCCGCAAUAACAUCUGCUAAACACGUGUAUGUGACCAAUAACAUUUGAUUUGAUUUGAAUAUCACCAAGGACACACCUGUGUGUUAGUUGUCACUGUAUAUUAUUGUGCAUUAUACAAUGGGUGGGUCUAAUCCUGAAUGCUGAUGAGUUAAAACCGCAUUCCAGCCGGUGUCUAUUCUACAAGUUACCACUGGCUAAAUCUAUGACGCUUACUCUGUUCCAUCUGACUGCACAAUCCACUGUCUCAUCAGCCAAGCAAUUUAUAAUAUUGAUCUCCACUAUAAAAAAAAAAACCAUCUAGACAUUAUCUCACAUUUCUUUUAGACUAUCAUUUAGUUUUCAACAGCGGAGAUUUGUAUGAACCUUGCUGUCUGUCUCUCCGACAUUUGCAACAUUGUUUCAAUAUUUAAAUUAGAUCUCCAAAUGUCCCGUAGUAAUGAACGUGUCAGAAGUCGGGACGAGACAGACAGGCAGGCAGCUUUUCUCAGCCAGUCAAAAUCAUGAAUUAGCUGGCAUCAUUUUUAUGGAUGUAUACAAAGAAAUGUCAAUUGAAAAAGGUCAAACGAAACGAAGUGCAGCUAUUUUGCAGUCUUUCCAGCUUCAGUUUGAAGUGAUUGUGUUAGCUGUGUUGUUGGCUAGCUCAUCUGAACAACAGUGUCCUGACGAGUGAGCACAUUUUCUAUGCCAGGCGAAAUCACACCUCAUUAGCUCAUUGUUAUGGCUGUAAAUUAGCCGUAGUUGUCUAGCUAGCAAGCAAGGGAUAAGAACGUUGCCAGCCAGUAUGGCAAUGGAACAUUUAGAACGAACGACUGGGUCGCGUCCAUAGAUACAGAACAAAAAGACUGAACGACUGGAUUGCUUCUUUAGCAACCGAACUGAUAGAGAGAACGACCAGCCGGCUUGGGUAGCAACCCUAGAUUUGUGUCUGGACUAUAUCUUGUGGAAGGAUGAAAGGGUAUGAAUAAAUUAAUAAAAAUAACGUCUUUGACAUAUUUACAUUAAUCAUUAUUUGAAUAUGUUGGUAACCCGUUGUAUAAAAGUGAUAAUGCCCUUGAAGCCGGUGUUUGGAGGAUAUAUUGGCAUGGUUUGCAGGCCCUUGACCACCCAUUCCAAUAUACCUCCAAACACCGGCUUCUCUGGCAUUAUCACUUAAACGUGUUCUUUAUUGUACUCUUAAGCUACCCUGUGUUAGAUGUCUGUUCAGCAUGUGUGGAGUGUUAGAUAAGAGAGAAGUGUGCUUCUGUUGUGCUGCCCAGAUCAAGGGGAUUUAGUAUAAUAAUUGAUCACUUGAAUAGACAAAUGCAUAUUCAAAUUCUGAGGACAAGUCUGUCCCUAGGUGUAGCUGUUUUAAAGAGCAAUGUAUUACCCAAACCCCCAGACAAUCUGAUCACAUGACAUUGGCAGUCUAGUUGCUACUCUACUGACUGACCUAGGACAAUCAAGAAAAUAUCGUUUUCAAGAUGUACAACUUUGGUCUGUAAUAUCUGAACUGUUAGAGUCCUAUUCACUAUUACCGUUCAUUGUUUCCCAUUCCUCCUUUUUACACUAGACCUUUAGACUGUGGACUGAUGACACACUGCCAGGUCGCAGUUGUAAAUGAGAACUUGUUCUCAACUGGCUUACCUGGUUAAAUAAAGGUGAAAUAAAAAAAUUAUUAAAAAAACACACACACAUACACCAGUGUUCAUUUUGGCGCAAUUUUUUAGAUUUAGUCUUAUAUCAUUAAGUCUUAGUCACAUUUUUGUAAUUUGAAUAUUGAUUUAGUCUAGUUAUUGUCAAAAUGACAAACAGUGGGCCAUUUUAGUCAACUAAAAGCCCUUUCAUUUUAGUCACAUCACAUUUUUAUUGCCUCAUUAACUUAUAGUAAACAUAAAUCACUUACUUCCAUGUGCACAAACAGCCUUGUUCUACAAACAAAUUUUUCUGCAUUGCAUCCUAUUGCAUGAUUCUCUUCCCAACAGCCAAAUUGGCAGAAGAACACAUUACUCAGCUGCAGAUUAAAAAUCACCCAUUGACAGGGCUCCAGACUAACAUUUUCUCCUGGUGGCACUGGUGCAAAUUACUUUUUCAGUUGGUGGCACCAGCCCAUGAUUUGGUUGCACCAAUUUAUUUCCCCUGGCGUUACACAAUAGAAAAUAUUUGUUAUCACCUUAUAAAGUCAUUCACAGUGCUUUAGACUGUGUAAUAGACUACUGAGAUGGUAGGCUAUUCAAUAAAUAAGUUAUUUCAUCUAACAUGUCCAAGCAGGAAUGCAUGAUUCACUCGCAAUGGCCGAUGCCAAUAGUUGCUAUUGAGCUCAAUAUUAAGAGAUGACAAAUAGGAAGUUGAGAACAACAUUAGUUGCAUCCAAGGCUAUGUAUUUCCCGCAAUUACAUUUUGAAAUGUACAACCAGAAGCUCACUCAUCAAUGCAGCAGGCCCCAGCAAAACAGGCCCAGGAGCUGGGCAGACUCUUUCAUUACAGGAAUUGUGAGGAUAAUGCACUUUACUGUUUGACCAAAUCAAAAAAAUUGAAAGUUUUUUGAAACUUUUGAGUAAUGUGGCCAUAAUGAAUGUUCAGCUGGCGCUGAUGUGACCAAUUCAAAAUGUAACUUGCACAACCAAGUCAAAAGGUCUCAAAAUGCGACUAAAUGGUCGCAGUCUGGAGCCCUGCCCCUUGACAUACUGUAGCUAUAUUGUAAUCAAAGUUCUGUCAUAAGUAGUGGUCUGUUAGGUUGUAGCAAACUAACUAGCUAGCAUUAUCAAGCUUUUAUUACCUGAACAUAUACACACAGUAUAUUGGGAUGGUGCACUUUCAGAUUUCUCUUGAGGUUGGUAGUAUUUUCCCCCCCAAACUACUUAAGUCGUACUUUAAAGUAUUUUUACUAAGUACUUUACACCACUGGUCUUCUCCUGUGGAAACGUUGCAUUCGGUCUUGUUUGAAUCGACAUGAUAAGUAAAGUGUCUCCAAAAGUUGCCCCCUUUUCUACCAGGAGCUUGUGCCAUGGAGAGUAGCCAUGGCAUGUGCCUUAUUUGCAUCAAUGAUGUGUUGCCGCCAGAUUGGAGAGCGGUUGAAUCUCUCCAAAACUCUUGUCCAGUCAGAUUUUAGUCACAGAGAUAAUUUACUCUUCUCAUUUUCGUCAACUGAAAAUAAACAAUUAUUUUUGUUUAGUUAUAAUUUUUUCUAGGUCUAUUUAGUCAGUUAUCGGCUCGUUAAUUGCCACUGAAGAAUAUGUGUUUGACCAAUAUUUUCAUUUUUUUGUGUGACUAAAUUAACACUGACACACACAGGACUUUGGCUGCAGUGCAGUGAAUAUCACAAUUUACAUGACCUUACCCUCUGUCUUAACUAAACUUCAAAACUGAGUUUUGAACUGUUAAGUUAAAGGCCCGGAAUAAAUGCAUAAGGUCGGUUUGUAAGAGCUUAUGAGUUCUUACUUAUUUCACAAUAUUUUCAGUAUUAAUGCAAGAGGAUUUGGUGUAAUAGUAAUUCUAUAACCAACAGGGCCACAUGAGCACGGUCAAGUCAUGAUACAAACCUCCCAGUGUUCCAAACCCAUGACCUAACCUCUGUCAUUACAAAUGUCCAGGGAAGUUUUUUGGGAGUAAUUAAAAAAUAUCAAAUUAUGGCAUCUGUGAAGUUGGUCAAGCAAGAAGGCCUAACUGAUAGCUUGAGGUGGGGGGGUUUCUUGGUGGGUUGUGUUAUUCCUGCUGUCUCGGUUUCUGUGUGUCUGAAGGGCACCCUCAUUAGUUUCAAAAGUCUUAGGAAUGCAUUCAUUGUGAUGUGGGUGGGGGAUGUGGGGUGAGUGGACAGGUCAUCUUGGUCAAUCACUCCGACUGCAUACACAGCCCUCUCAGGAGGCAGAGCAGCUUAUCUCCAUCACACACCAUUACACAAAGCCUGUAGUGCUGUGUGUAACUACCUUGUGUGCUGUAUCACACCGUCUCAGAGAUGGUGUGUGUUUUUGUGCUGAUUUCACAGUGACAUUGAGUUACACCUCUACUGUGUGCUGACCUGUGGUUGUAAAUAAUAAUAAUAUAAAUAAUAUGCCAUUUAGCAGACGCUUUUAUCCAAAGCGACUUACAGUCAUGCGUGCAUACAUUGUGUAUCCUAAUAUUUCUUAUCUAAUGUACAGUAAUUCUGUGGAGCAGCACAUUGUUGUAAUAUUAGGCUAAGGGGGAGGGGAGGGGAGUGGAAUGAGAAACUGGGUGAAAGGUAGUUACAGAAGGCCCAGUUUCCACAAGGAAAUGAUGGGUAUUUAUGCUUAGUUUUGCCUUUUUGGAAGUAUGAGUGCACACACAAAGUUCUAUAUUUGUGGAGUGAUGAAACUAGUGUUCCUUCCUACACUACCUUGUUUGUGUGAGCAGAGCAUCCCCAUCCCCUGCGAGGAUGUGUUGGGUCUUUCAGAGGAGUAAUAAAUUAGUUCAGUCAUGCAGCAGCCUGUAAAGACGGAGUUCUUUGUUAGCAUCUUCUACAGUGCCUUCAGAAAGUAUUCACACCCCUUGACUUUUUCCACAAUUUGUUGUUACUAAGUGGGAUUAAAAAUGAUUUAAUUGUAAUUUUUUGUCAAUGAUCUAUACAAAACACUCAUGUCAAAGUUGAUAUGAAAAGCCCCCCCACACACACACACACACACACACACACACACUAAUAUAUCUUGAUUAGAUAAAUAUUCAACCCUGUAAGUCAAUACUUGUUAGAAUAACCUUUGGCACUGAUUUACAGCUGUGAAUCUUUCUGGGUAAGCCUCUAAGAGCAUUCCAGACCUGGAUUGUGCAACAUUUGCCCAUUAUUAUUUUAAAAAUUCUUCAAGCUCUGUCAUAUUGGUUGUUGAUCAUUGCUAGACAACCAUUUUCAGGUCUUGCCAUAGAUUGUCAAGCAGAUUUAAGUCAAAACUGUAACUCGGCCACUCAGGAACAUUCACUGUCUUCUUUGUAAGCAACUCCAGUGUAGAUUUGGCCUUGUAUUUUAGAUUAUUGUCCUGCUAAAAGGUGACUUAAUGUCUGGUGGUUUUUAUUCUGGAAGAACUCCCAGGUCCUCAACGAUUACAAGCAUACCCAUAACAUGAUGGGGCGGCAGGUAGCUUAGUGGGUAAGAGCGUUGUGCCAGUAACCGAAAGGUCGCUGGUUCUAAUCCCCGAGCCGACUAGGUGAAAAAUCUGUCGAUGUGCCCUUGAGCAAGGCACUUAACCCUAAUUGCUUCUGUAAGUCGCUCUGGAUAAGCGCGUCUGCUAAAUGACUAAAAUGUAAAUGUAAUGCAGCCACCACUAUGCUUGAUAAUAUGGAGAGUAGGACUCAGUAAUGUGUUGUAUUGGAUUUGCUCCAAACAUUACACUUUUGUAUUCAGGACAAAAAGUGAAUGAAUUGCUUUUCCACAUUGUUUUUUCAGUAUUACUUUAGUGAGUUGCAAACAGCAUGCAUGUUUUGGAAUAUUUUUUACAUUUUGUACAGGCGUCCUUCUUUUCACUCUGUCAAUUAGGUUAGUAUUGUGAAGUAACUACAAUGUUUUUCAUCCAUCCUCAGUUUUCUCCUAUCACAGCCAUUAAACUAUGUAACUGUUUUAAAGUCCCCAUUGGCCUCAUGUUGAAAUCCCUGUGCGGUUUCCUUCCUCUCCGGCAACUGAGUUAGGAAGGACGCCUGUAUCAUUGUAGUGACUGGGUGUACACCAUCCAAAGUGUAAUUAAUAACUUCAUCAUGCUCAAAGGGAUAUUCAAUGUCUGUUUGUUUUUUUCAUCUACCAAUAGGUGCCCUUCUUUGUGAGGCGUUGGAAAACCUCCCUGGUCUUUGGUUGAAUCUGUGUUUGAAAUUCACUGUUCGACUGAGGGACCUUACAGAUAAUUGUAUGUGUGGGGUACAGAGAUGAGGUAGUCAUUCAGAAAUCUUGUUAAACACUAUUAAUGCACACCGAGUGAGUCAAUGCAACUUAUUAUGUGACUUGUUUAGCACUUUUUUACUCCUGAUCUUAUUUAGGCUUGCCAUAACAAAGGGAUUGAAUACUUCUUGACUCAAGACAUUUCAGCUUUUCAUCUGUAAUUAAUUUGUAAAAAAUUUGAAAAACAUAAUUCCACUUUGACAUUAUGGGGUAUUGUGUGUAGGCCAGUGACAAAAAAAUUGAAACCGAAAGGCUUUGUUGUUUCCUGGGUCCCAUGCUGCUUCGCUACAGUGUGGCUCUGUGAACUGUUAGAGCAGGGGACUCCAUGGUGAGGUGGUUCAGUCAUCUGAGGUAGUGGUUUGGAUUGGGAAUCCCCACUGACUUCAUUAUAGAAGGCUUAAAAGCAACAUCAAACAAAAACACACAGUAAUUGUAUCAGAAUUAAAUAUGAUUGCAUCAUAAUAUAGCCAACUGUAAAACAAAUAAUAUAAUGUCACAGAGAUUAGUUUCACAGGCCCACACACAUUUCAUGGCAUUUGUCCUCCCAUAAAACCUGAAUGUAACUACAUUCUCCUCCUUUCUCCCUGCCUCUCUCAUCUCCCCCUCCCUGCUCCUCUCUCCUGCUACCCUCCCUGCCUUUCCAUCAGCUACGACCUAGGCAUGGAGAACCGCGACGCCACGGACGACAAGGUGACCGUUGAGGCGGCAGAGGCGACGCGACGAUACAACGUGGGCAUUAAGUGUGCCACCAUCACGCCGGACGAGAACCGGGUGAAGGAGUUCAAGUUGAAACAGAUGUGGCGCUCACCCAACGGAACCAUCCGUAACAUCCUGGGAGGCACCGUGUUCAGGGAGGCCAUAAUCUGUAAGAACAUCCCUCGCCUGGUGCCCGGCUGGGUCAAACCCAUCAUCAUCGGCAGGCACGCCCAUGGAGACCAGGUAACCUUUUUAACCAACCGUUCAGCAGUAUAACCCUUACUAACCAUUCAUCAACCCUUCUUUACUCCCUGCACCCCUAAUGAGUGUCUCUCAAGGUUGCUCUCUAGGCCCUUCUUCCUCCCUCACUUCCUUAAAUCUAACCUUUUGAAGGUAAUUAAUUACCUCAAAGGUGGAAGUCUGGAUGCUAGGCCGUAGGUAGACGAAGCAAUGUGUUAGUGGUUCCCUGUCUCUGUUAACACAUUUUCAAUGAAGGGAGAUCUUGUACAUUCCCCAGUUGAUCACAUGUUAACUUCAUGCCGACUAGAGAUGUGGUUGUCAGGCCUGCUCACAGAGAGACAGAUGGGCAGGCAGGGGACUGGUGUUGUCACUGAAGGCUCAGUCAGUCACUGAUUUAAAUGGAUGUGUUGCCCUUUGGACCAUGAUGUUGACACACUAUCUCCCUGGAUCCAAGACUCAAACUGCUACAUCAUUCAUACUGGACUGCAACUAGAGGAUAAUAGAACAUGUACGUGGCACCAUGCCAUAGUUAAUAUGCUUGAACUCAAAUGAGAAAUGUCGUGAGCACUUUGGGUUGGUUACGGAUUUUGAGAAUCCUGUCACGUUACGGCCUGGAUGCAUGAUAAGCAGGAUACAUGUUUUGUAUUACUGCUAUUUCCGAUUUGCUUUUUCUGUUGCAUCCACACUCCUGAUUGGUAGAAGUCAUUCGGAACAAUGUUUCAUAUUAGCCCAAUAUAUCUGUUCCUCAGCUCUACAACAGCAUUGUAACCUGUCAUCUAUUCAUAAAGAACUGUUAUCUAACCAGUGGAUAUUAGUAAUAAUUAGGUGGGUGCUUAUAUUUGUCCUAUUUCAUACACGUACAAGUGUGUAUUAAUACGCAUGUGUGAAUUGGAAAUGUGUUUUUAGCAUAUCCCCCUGAGACGCCCUCGGAGAGUGGGGUCACACCCAGGGUCUGCCAUUAUUACCUGUUGCACCAGAUGGGUUGCAUUGCUGUUUUUCUCCACUAGAUGGAGCCCUGUCUGUAUUACAUCUAUUGACCUCUCAUCCUGCCUCUUUUCACAGUACAAAGCCACAGACUUUGUAGUCCCGGGGCCUGGGAGAUUGGAGAUGAAAUUCACACCGAAGACUGGGGAGCCAAUGAACUUUGUCGUCCAUGACUUUGAAGGUAAAACCAUCUUUGUGCUUGUAAGGGAAAUAAUGUCCAGUACAGCUUGUCUCCCUUACAUAACAUUGUGUUAGUCAAUACGAGAUAGCCUAUGGUGCCAGCCUGGGUAUCUUUACAUAUGUUUGCAGUGUAAAUAUUACAAAAUGAGAACAUCGUUAUCUGAUUUAACUCUGCUUGAAGGAUAAAUCACCCAUGUACCUCCCUUUCCUGAACAUACUCUUGACAAACAUUGAACUUUGAUUAAGGUUGGCUCCAUCGUUCUGUUUGAACCUUCAAAAUGAGGAAAGGCUGUCUUAAUGAGGCUGUGUGUGCAUGCAUGUUUCUUUGUGUGUGUUUAUGUGAGUGUGUACAGUAUCUUCAUGAGAUUGAUGCAUGUGUCUGUCUCUCUUCUCUCCAGGUUCAGGUGGCGUGGCUCUGGGGAUGUACAACACAGACAGCUCCAUCAGGGACUUUGCCCACAGCUCCUUCCAGAUGGGCCUGGUUAAAGGCUGGCCUUUGUACCUCAGCACCAAGAACACCAUCCUCAAGAAGUACGACGGACGCUUCAAAGAUAUCUUUCAGGAGAUCUACGAGAAGUAAGACUGCCUAACCUCAGAACAUUUAAUCAACUCGAGUAAAUCAUUGUCCCUAUUGGCAAUAUAAUUUUCAGGAAGUAGACAAUACACAUGAAACAUGAUCAUCAUAAACAAAGUAUGGUUGAUGAUAUAUGGUCAAUGGCAGACAAGCCCCCCCAACUACCAUGCCUCUUUUCAAUGUAUGACUCACAAGUUUAGAAUGGACAGUUUUAAGGUUUAGGUGUAUAAACCCUGUUCUCAGACCUGUUCCUGUGUGUGUCGUAGGGAGUACCGCUCUAAGUUUGAGCAGAAGGGGAUCUGGUAUGAGCAUCGUCUGAUUGAUGACAUGGUGGCUCAGGCCAUGAAGUCUGAUGGAGGAUUCAUCUGGGCCUGCAAGAAUUAUGACGGAGACGUCCAGUCUGACUCUGUAGCACAAGGUGAGAUGGUCUACAUGUAUACUACAGUAGCUAGCUCUGAGGGAUAUACAGUAUUACGUGAUGAUUUACUGUUUAGCUAGGCUUUCUGAAUGAAAACAAUGUCAUUGGCUACAUUGCUAUAUUUCUCACCUUUUAAAUGUAGGUUUAAGGCAGACUAUACACUGUAUUCAAAUAGAAAUUGAGUUACACUUUUAGCAACAGGAGUUCCAGGAUAAUGAGGAGAAUGCUUAUUUAGUUGUUUUUUUCCACAGUCGCCCAUUCUGGCAGAACAAGCUUUUAGAUCCAGUUUGCUGUUAAGCACUUUGCGACAGAUAUAUUUAAUGCAUUUGUGUGUCCACCAGGCUAUGGGUCCCUGGGUAUGAUGACCAGUGUGCUCAUCUGUCCUGACGGUCGUACAGUGGAGUCAGAGGCUGCCCACGGCACAGUUACACGCCACUACAGACAGCACCAGCAGGGCAAGGAGACCUCCACCAACCCCAUUGGUAAAUAACACACUUAUACAAUGAAAUGGAACAUAUUAUAUUGUAUCUCUCUGACUGAUACCUGCUAAAAACCUCUAAAAACCUCUAGCCUAGCUUCUUCCUUUUCAGUGUUUUUAGAUCUGAAUGUACCAGCCAAGAGAAAUAAAGGCAAUACAAGGACCUAGGAAAAGAUGGCCCUUAUGUGUUGUGGUUGUGUGUGUGUGCAGCGUCCAUCUUUGCGUGGUCGCGGGGGCUGCUGCACCGGGCGAAGCUGGAUGACAACGCAGAGCUGCGUGUGUUUGCUGAGGCCCUGGAGGUUGUCUGCAUUGAGACAAUCGAGGCUGGUUUCAUGACCAAGGAUCUGGCUAUCUGUGUCAAAGGCAUGGCAGAGUGAGUAUCUCUCUCACUCUCUCUCACUCACACACAGACACACAGACACACAGACACACACACACACACACACACACACAGUAAACCUGAUUAUGAAACUAGACUGAUUCAAACUUUCUUUCUUUCUCCUCCUUCAUCUUACUUUUCUCCUCUCCUCCUUUCUUAGUACCAAACGCUCAGACUACCUGAACACCUUUGAAUUCUUGGAUAAGCUGUCAGAGAACCUGAAGAUCAAGAUGUCCAACCAACCCAAACUGUGAUCUCCUCAUCUCCCAAUCACACACACUGUUGAUACCCGGACUAUGGGCCCCAAGCCAAUACUGAACCACUGACUGAUGAUUGUCAUGAUUUAAGAAAUCUGAGAGUUAAGUGUGAGUAUCCAAGUUAGGAUUCCGCCAAGUAGGAUCUUAUGACUGUCAAUACCAUCACAUACAGAGGGCUCCAGAAAUCAGACUGGACACAGAAAGAGUCAGUGAUAUAUUUUGCGAUAAUUGCACGAUGGUUUUUUUAAUGAUGAUGUGUGUGUUUUUAAGUGUUGUCUGUCAGUGAUCAGUACUAGGGGAUUGUCCUGCCGGAGUUUGUCCGAGGGUGGUCUUAACCUUGUUGCCUUAUUUGUUUUAUGUCAAGUAAUCGAUCUCAGUCUGUCACACAUAAUAUAUUCCAUGACAACCACUGUAGUAGACAAAAGCCUGCUUGAUUUUUGAUUAUGUUGACGGUGUCUUUGAUUCACAUAAAGGUAUUAGCAUCACUUACUCCUUAUGGAUGGUUGUGGAAGGGGUUGUUGUGAGCCUGCUGGUUGUCUUUGUGUGUAUAAUCCAUAGCUUAACACUUUACCCCUCAAAUACAGAAACCAGUGUCAAUGUACAUCUGCCAGUAAGCACAUAGUAUCAGGGGUUGUAGGUUUGUACUCAACGGUGUGUGUGGUUAGAAUAUCAACUCAAUAAAUGUUUUUAUUUUAAGUAUUUGUCUAUUACCACAUCGAUCACAAUGUUAAAAAAUAUAUAACUAUGUUUAUCUAGCUCCACUAUAUCUUACAAGAACAGCUUUGGAAGUUUGUAGAAAUACAUUUUCCUCUUAAAGUUUGCCACCAGAUGGUGCCAUUGUAAUCCAUGUGACAUUGUCAUGAUUGAGCGUCGUGAUGAUGUCUGUGCAUAUUGCUUUCUUUAACUGCUCUCAAAACACUGAAUAUAAUGCUAGGUUUGCAAAGUAACACCUGGUACAAAGCAGUAUCAGAGUAAUCAUGCAAACCAAUAUGACUACUAUUAAUGCACAAUAUCAUAGGUUGACAACCUGGACUAAGCCUGUAUUCAGUCACUGAAGUGGAAUGAAUAUAUAAUCCAUAGCUUCUUUAAUUUCAUGCAGAGAUAAAAUAAUACAUUGGAUAUGAAUAGCCUAUUGUCUAUCAGUUGCAGCACGACAUCCCUAUAAUCCUAAUAUAGCACUGUCUGGAUGACUGACUGUGGGUGAUGUGUCCACAUGGGGAGGAUAGGCCUACAGCGGUGCACUGUCCUCACAUACACACUCAGGAGCACCCUUGACAUGAUUAGCUUUUUGCAACAGAUGGAAUCCACUUGGUUAAUCCAACGGAAACAGAGAUGGAUAGAUGGACCCAGAGGAAAGGAAAGCAGAGGCACUUGGACAUCCAAUGGUAGAUGGAGAAAACCAAGGUUUCCAAAAAGGUAUCAAAGCCUGCAGGGCUGCUACUAUUGUCCCAAAAUAAUUGGAUUUUGUCCGGGAGAAGGAAGUCUCAUUUGCCAGUCUGAGACUCCACAAAGAUGGCUGUGCCACUGAAAGACCAGGAUCAUUAUCUGUGAAUGUGAACAGUGGUUACUGUUUUCAAUCAGGGAUGGAUGGGCCAACAUGGCAUGUUGUUGAUGUCUCUGUCUUAUUGAUCUGUCAGCCCUCAGAGGGAGUAAACCCAGCUAGCACAUAACAUUCAGAAAAUGUUUCUUAGAGCUUGGUGAGUGUGUGGUUGUCCUAUGGUUAUUUUGCAUUCAAUCGUCCCAAAACUUUCUGGGAAUGGUGCAGGAUAGUUGCUUGGCUUUGGAACAUUCUCAGCACAUUUAAGGAACUUGAUAAAAAAAUAAUUUCAUUACUUGAACAGAACGUUUCCUAAAAGUUUAAACAUGGUUACAUUUAAUUUUGGUUGUGUUCUUGGAACAUUCUCCAACUGGUUUGACAUUGGGAAUGUUUUCAGAUUGUUCCCAGAAUGUUAAGAAACAACAUUCUUCUGUGG